CUCUUCCUCUCUUCCGCCGCUGCUCCGCUCGCUGCCUCCUGCACAGCCGCAGUCCACGGCGAUGCGCCGUUAACGGCAGAGCCGCUCCGCGCUCUUUUCUUUUCUUCCAUCAUCCCCGCAGCUUUCAGGCAAAGAGAGGAGCAUCCCCCUCCCCUUCACCCCCACCCCCACACCUCCUUCCACGGGCUGCGUGUCUGUCCGCCGCCGCUGCUGCACCACCAUCCUUAUCACUAACAUGGACAUACGAGGCUGCGCUUCUUCCAUCUAGACGGGAAGCCUCACCUCACAGAGUCAAGACGGGGGGCACAAUGAGUGAAGAGCCAGCGGUCACCCCCAGCUGGCUGACCCCUGACCCCACAGCAUGGGCCAGCGGAGGUGGGGGUCCAAUGGACAACAGCACCGGCCUGGGGACGUUUCCGCCGGAGGACUCCCUCCCGCCCAGCCAGCUGCCGCUGCUGGUCAACCCUUGGGACAUUGUGUUGUGCUCAUCUGGGACUCUUAUAGCCUGCGAGAACGCCCUGGUGGUCCUGGUGAUCUGGCAGAACCCGGCGCUCAGAGCCCCAAUGUUCCUGCUAAUUGGCAGCCUGGCGCUGGCUGACCUGCUGGCCGGCCUGGGCCUGGUGCUUCACUUCACCUGUGCCUACUUGCUUCGCUCCGAUUCGGCCCAGUUGCUGACUGUCGGCCUGGUGGUGGCCUCCUUCUCCGCCUCCGUCUUCAGCCUGCUGGCCAUCACCAUCGACCGCUACCUGUCGCUGUACUACGCCCUCACCUACAACUCUGAGCGGACAGCGGCCUUCACCUACACAAUGCUUGUGCUACUGUGGGGUCUUUCCUUGUGUCUGGGCCUGCUGCCGGUCACAGGGGUCAACUGCCUGGCGGAGGAGGCCACGUGCAGCGUGGUGCGUCCGUUGACAAAGAACAACAUCGCUGUGCUGUCCGUCUCCUUCCUGCUGCUCUUCGGCCUCAUGCUGCAACUCUACGUCCAGAUCUGCAAGAUCGUGAUGCGCCAUGCUCACCAGAUCGCCCUCCAGCACCACUUCCUGGCCGCCUCACCCCACUACGUCACAACACGGAAGGGCGUGUCGACGCUGGCCAUCAUCCUGGGCACCUUUGCUGCCUGCUGGAUGCCAUUCACUGUCUACUCUCUCAUCGCUGACUACACCUACCCUCCACUCUACACUUAUGCCACGCUGGUGCCUGCCACCUACAACUCCGUCAUCAACCCAGUCAUAUACGCCUUCAGGAACCAGGAGAUCCAGAAGGCGCUGUGGCUGGUGUGCUGCGGCUGUGUGCCUGCCAGUGUGGCCCAGCGGGCGAGGACCCCUAGUGACGUCUGACCAAGCAGACCCAGGCGGGAAGAGAGAGGCGCCCUGGGUCAGCUCUGCUCCUCACUGGAUGUGUCCGGUGUCACGGAGAGCAGCAGCAGCAGGGGAGAUCAGCGGCAGAGGGCUGUGGCUUCAGUUCUCACUGAAGGUGUUGCUGGCAGAGGCAGUUUGAUUACUUAUCCACAGCCCGCAUGGAUGGAUGGAUUUUUUUUUUCUUUCUUACACUCACCAUAGGGCAAGGUGUCUCACUGUCUUCCCCAGUAAAGGCCCCCUCCGUUCAAUCCGUGCCACGCCCUUCCUCUGUUCUGCAGAGAGCGCUGAAUGCAUCACAUGUUACAGGCAGCAGCUGUAUAUAGAAUGUGCAUAUAGUUAACAGCACGAGAGCUUUGGUCGACACGUGCUUGUUUUUCUUCACAUAGGGGAGGGAUUAUUAGUGUGCGCUCUCGCUCGAGCGUGCGUAAAAUGCGCGCGGCAGAUUUGACAAAGCAGUGUGUGCGGUGCGGUGCGGUGAGAUGAGAUGAGGGGAAGGGAGAGAGCGGCCGCGGCUGAGCACGCAGGCAUUUAUUUUUCCACAGUGAAAGCCCGUCUGGAGCAGCAUCCCGUCGCUCUGCUGCUGCACUCUGAACGUGCGUCGAAAGCUAAACAGCCGCGGAGAGCUAAAAAUAGACCCGGCGCUCUCUGAUCCGCGCCCUGCGUCCUCCACAGACGCCAAGAGAGAGAAAUCAAGCCGC
Molecule: messenger RNA, 2056 nt
Organism: Thunnus maccoyii (southern bluefin tuna)
Lineage: Eukaryota; Metazoa; Chordata; Actinopteri; Scombriformes; Scombridae
Gene: gpr12
Product: G protein-coupled receptor 12
Exons: 2
Coding region: 309-1337 (342 amino acids)
Biological process (GO): G protein-coupled receptor signaling pathway
Cellular component (GO): membrane
Molecular function (GO): G protein-coupled receptor activity
Source: RefSeq, a predicted model, not a curated record